UGGAAAUAAGUUACAAUGAAUAUAGGUGGUCUAAAACUGGAUUCAAAUUUUUUAAUAGCGUUAUAUGAAACACACACACACAACACAUACACACGCACACGAAGAGGCCAACACAUAGCGAAAAUCAUGUGCAAAUACACACACACAUACACGUACACAUACACAUACGCAUACGCAUACAUACAUACAUACAUACACACACACACACACCACACACUCACACCACACACACACACACAUGCAGAAGCCAACACACAGCGAAAAUGCACACAUAUAUACACACACACACACACAUUUAAAUUACCUCUUCAAGUAUAUUUGUCCAGCUCUCAUUGAAAUCAAAGAUAAUUCAUAUACACUAGUACAAAGCUAAAGUAAUAAAAAUAAUGAUAAUAAUAACAAUAAUAAUAAUAAUAGUAAUGAUUAUAAUAACAAUAAUAAUAAUAAUGAUAGUAAUAGCAAUAAUAGUAAUAAUUAAUAAUGGUGAUAUUAAAUGAUAGUGAUGGUAAUAGUAGUAAAGGUUGAAAAGAUAGAAAGAAAGAGAUAUCUUCGAAUAACGAAUGGAUAGCAGAGCAAGAAAGAAGAGCAGAUAAGUUAUAUAUUUAAAAUUUUUCGCUCUCUUACUUUUUGGUGACAUUUGAAUGGAAUACGACAUUGCAU
Loa loa (African eye worm) is the source of this 660-nucleotide messenger RNA. RefSeq lists its product as hypothetical. The transcript has 2 exons. The coding region runs from base 16 to 336 and encodes 106 amino acids. NCBI's taxonomy places the organism in Eukaryota, Metazoa, Nematoda, Chromadorea, Rhabditida, Onchocercidae. The record is from RefSeq and is a predicted model, not a curated record.